AUGCCACCACCACCAUUCCCCCCUGCUGGAUAUUCUGAAGAUAUCGUCCGGCGAGUCCGCGUGCUCUUCAACGGGCAAUAUGUGGUCGAUGCUCCGAACCCUAAACUUGUGUGGGAACACCCCUACUACCCCGUCUACUACUUUCUCCGCUCCGAUAUUAGCCAUGAGUACCUAGCCAACAAAAACAUCGACUCCAACGGACACGCAGUCUACGACCUAGUUGUCAACGAUCGAACAUCGUCAUCCGCAGUAACCCUCUUUCAGUCCGGCCCGUUGAAAGACUACGGCACGAUCGGAACCAACAAAGCCGACAAAUGGUUUGAAGAGGAUGAGUGCUUCUACGGCCAUCCAAAGGAUCCAUACAAAAGAACCCAAAUUCUGCAAUCCUCAAAGCAUGUCCGCAUAGAGAUUGAUGGCUUUGAGGUUGCUAACACAACGCAUCCAAAGCUGUUGUACGAGACAAGUCUGCCUAUUAGAACGUAUAUUCCACAUACAGACGUCAGGCUGGACUUGUUGAAGGAUGACCUCGACCUGAGUACUAGUUGUCCGUAUAAGGGAGACGCGAGUUAUUAUGUUGUCGAACUCCCUGAUGGGCAGAAGAAGCCCGGCCUCGCAUGGUGGUACAAAACACCGACUUCAGAGUGCGCGGAUAUUAAGGGAUAUAUUGCCUUUUACGAUGAUAAAGUUGAUGUUUGGGUGGAUGGAGUAAAACAGGACUCACCUAUCAAUCUUAAGGGAUAG
Penicillium canariense is the source of this 741-nucleotide messenger RNA. Its product is annotated as DUF427 domain-containing protein. The transcript has 3 exons. The coding region runs from base 1 to 741 and encodes 246 amino acids. Lineage: Eukaryota; Fungi; Ascomycota; Eurotiomycetes; Eurotiales; Aspergillaceae. The record is from RefSeq and is a predicted model, not a curated record.